Molecule: messenger RNA, 2361 nt
Organism: Pseudocercospora fijiensis CIRAD86
Lineage: Eukaryota; Fungi; Ascomycota; Dothideomycetes; Mycosphaerellales; Mycosphaerellaceae
Exons: 1
Coding region: 286-2070 (594 amino acids)
Source: RefSeq, a predicted model, not a curated record
CCAUCCUCUUGGUGCUCUCGGCGGCCUGGUGUCGCAUCUAAUAAACUUCCAUUGCCCUUGCAUCGUUAAGUAGCUGUUGCCAGGAUUCAGAACAGUCUAGCUUUGGCAGAGCAGAGCAUCAUCAACGCCUUCGCUGUGAAUAGCUGCCAGUCAAGUGCAACCGAAGCAGACGAGAAGCUAAGAGGAAGUCGCUGCGUACUGGGCAAACCAGAAGCGUAACCCAGUUUGAAGGGGAGAGGAGGGCGUUGCCAGUCGAGAGGCUUGCUGAACAUCCCGAUCAACACCAUGCACUCGCGAAGCGCAAUCCUCUUAACAGCUGUGGCAUUCGUCCUACGGACCGCGCUGGCUCAUGGCGGCGAAGAUAUGGCUAUGAGCCAUGGCGCAAUGCCAGCGCCUGCGGACGAAGCGCCCGAGCACAAGAUGGCCAGUUAUUUCCGUCAUCCAGAAUACUUUGGCUGGAAUCUGGCGCAUACCAGUUUGAUGGUCCUGGCGUGGUUUAUAUUCAUGCCAUUAGCAAUCUUCCUCAGCAUAGCGCGAUCUCGGUAUCAUCUUCCUGCGCAGAUCCCGUUUCACCUUAUCAACGGGCUUGGACUCUUUACCGGCUUCGUCUAUAACCAUUCCACGCCAGACCUAUACCAGAGCAACUCGCAUCAUCCUAUUGGUUGGGUUGUCACCACCUUCACCAUCGUCUGGACCUUCAUGUCCACCUAUGUCGCCUAUAGCGAGCACAAGACCUCCAGACGAGCUUCUUCGGAACAUGGAGGGACACUGAGUGCGCUCAGUGUGUCUCGUUAUGAUGGAGCCCAGCAGUACAAUGACGAAUUUUGUCCAAGAGAUUCGAGAGAUUCCGGCCAAGGUACCGAGCGCAACUCAGCGUCGCUUUUCGGCUCGCGUCAGAACUCUUCAGAGCACGUAUACCAGCAACCCGAAGACUUUGGUGGCGACAGUGGAUUUGAUGAAGAGCACGAAGAGGACAAGGAGGACGAAGAUCCAGAGAAAGAAGGCUUCCUUGGCAACAACAAAUUGGAUCGUUUCGUCGCCAAGAAUGUGCGCAAGCUUUCAACGAAGAGAGCGACGACGGCGGUUCGGGGCUCGCAGAUUGUCCUUGAGAAGCUCUUGCUCCUCCUGGGCUUCCUUGCAAUAACCUCUGGCUUCAUUGUUUCUGGUGGUCUAUUCCGCAAUAGGCAGAUCUUCUCCGGUCUAGCGCACUACAUCAAAGGCGGUAUAUUCUUUUGGUAUGGCUUGCUGACUCUCGGCCGAUGGAUGGGCGCAUUCGCAGAGUUCGGCUGGGCUUGGAAUAUUCGCCCACAACGGCCAGUAGUCUCGAAGUGGAAGGCUGCCAUUCCUUCUGCGGAGUUCACGGAGUCCUUUGUGAUCUGGCUGUACGGCGCGACGAAUGUCUUCAUGGAGCACAUGAACAACUGGGGCAAAGGCUGGACGCCGUCAGAUCUCGAGCACCUCAGCAUUACGGUGUUGUUCUUCGGAGGUGGCCUGCUAGGAAUGAUGCUGGAAUCGAAGUGGCUUCGCGAGCUGUGGAACACUCCGGUCGUAGCCCAAAAGACCAAGGACGUAGGGCUGGCGGGCGAGCCGCAUCUAGAAGAGUCGGAACGUUGGGAAGAGCCAAAGACAUGCCGCGUUCCACUGAAUCCCAUGCCGGCAUUGACGAUCAUGCUUCUUGGCAUGAUGAUGGGAGCUCACCAGCAGGAGAGUAUGGUCAGCACCAUGAUGCAUGCGCAGUGGGGCGGUCUUUUCACUGCGUUCGCUCUAGCCAGAGGAGUGACGUACAUUUCGAUGUGGUUGAAGCCGCCGACGUCGCAUUUCCCAUCGAGACCGCCUAGCGAGAUCGUUGCUGCAUUCUGUCUGACGAGUGGCGGCAUCAUGUUCAUGAACAGCUCCGCUGACAAUGUCUGGGCGAUCGAGUCGAACGGCCUGGACGCCAUGACUAUCUUCACCUGCACCAUGGGCAUUACCGGUAUCACCCUUGCAUGGGAAGUUAUCCUCUUUGCCAUAAAGGGAUGGGCGGUGCGAAAGGAGCGCGCUGCUGGCGGCGAGCCGCUGCCAUGGAAGUAGAUGAGCAAGAGCUGGUUUCUCUUCGACGAAAGUAAUGUUGGAGAUGGGCCGGCUUUGAAUAGAACCUAAAAAUAAUACCCCGACGAGAAGAGAUGAGUAAAGUCAAGAGUUGGGAUAGUAUACGGCCUUUUGCAUUGUGUGGGCAGGCCUUUGUCGCGGUCUUGCAUAGCGACACGAUACCCAUUUGUUGCUGCCGUUCACUUGGAGCGGCGUUGGAUGGAUCUGGAGUGCAUCACGGAAUAGAUCUACCUUACGAUUAAUGUCUGAAGAUGAUGCUUUAUGCUUUGCCUG